Messenger RNA from Diospyros lotus (date-plum), 1480 nucleotides. RefSeq lists its product as uncharacterized. Gene Ontology annotation, cellular component: endoplasmic reticulum. Lineage: Eukaryota; Viridiplantae; Streptophyta; Magnoliopsida; Ericales; Ebenaceae. Bases 160 to 1254 code for a protein of 364 amino acids. The transcript has a single exon. The record is from RefSeq and is a predicted model, not a curated record.
AGGAAAAGAUAACAAAUAAAGCAUAAUAAGGGGCGAAUCCCAAUCCCAAUCCCCAACGAAUCAGAGUCCAUCCCCAAACACGGAUCUAGUAGUCUAGUAGUCUCUGCAACUUUGGAACCACCCAACCAAUCGAUUAAUCGGCAACCAUAACAGUUCAUCAUGUUCCUCAAAACCCCUUUCUUCUUCCUGCUUCUCAUCAUCUUCGCCACUCCAAAUCCAACGCUCGCCAGAAAACCUCACAUCAUCAACUUCAAAUCGCCCAGUCUCUACCCAGAGUCCUUGUCUUGGGACCCAUCCGCCCAACACUUCGUCGUCGGCUCCCACCGCCACCGCUCUCUCCUCUCCGUCUCCGACGCUGCCGUCGUCGACACCAUCGUCUCCGACCCCUCCCUCCCCCAUAACGCCACCAUCCUAGGCGUUUCAGUCGAUCGCCCCCACGGCCGCCUUCUUGCCGUCGUCCACUCCGCCCCCCCGCUCCCCGUCUUCAACGCCCUCGCCGCCUACGACCUCCGGUCCCCCGACCGCCACCGCCUCUUCCUCGCCCAGCUCCACGACCCCACCAAUUCCUCCCGGCCAGCCGCCAACGACGUCGCCUUCGACUUCUCUGGCAACGCCUUCGUCACCAACUCCGCCGGGAACUUCAUCUGGAAGGUGACUCCCGCCGGUGAGGCCUCCGUCUUCUCCCGAUCGCCGGCCUUCACGGCCUACCCAGUCGACCAUUCGAAGCCCUACAGCUUCUGCGGCCUGAACGGCGUCGUUUACAUCUCCAAGGGCUACCUCCUCGUCGUCCAAUCGAAUACCGGCAAGCUGUUCAAAGUCAACGCCGAAGACGGAACCGCACGAACCGUACUGUUGAACAGGGACCUAACGUUGGCGGACGGGAUCGCCGUUAGAAGAGACGGCGUGGUUUUGGUGGUGUCUCAGUAUAAGGUCUACUUUAUCAAGAGUGACGACAGUUGGGCAGAGGGCGUGGUGUUUGACGAAACUGCCCUGGAGGUGGAGGGGUUCGCGACUUCGGUGGCGAUAGGGGGAGACGAGAGGGCAUACGUGUUAUACGGGCAUAUGGCGGAGGGGCUUUGGGGAAAUGGGGAGAGGGAUUGGUUUAGCAUAGUGGAGAUACGGUCGGAGAAGGAAAGCCAGGAAGACGACUCAGUAUGGAUGUUUGUGUUGAUUGGGUUGGGCUUGGCUUAUUUCUUGUUCUGGAGAUUCCAGAUGCGCCAGCUUGUGUCAAACAUGAACAAGAAGACCUCUUAAUAUUAGUCCGUGUAGACGACUGUGGACGAACACGGCAAGACAAGACACGCUUCAUUCAAUGAGAGUCGACUGAUGUAUGUAAUCUUCUCUGGUAUAUUUGAUUUGAUUGCUCUGUUUUUACCUUCAUAAUAAUUUUAGGAUUUCCUUUUUCUUUUGUUUGAUAAUGCAAGAUUCGUGUAAUUUCUCUUCUUUCUUAUACGAAAUAAAUAUUAUUGUUUUUUUGUCU